Messenger RNA from Lactuca virosa, 372 nucleotides. The record is from the annotation of a GenBank genome assembly. NCBI's taxonomy places the organism in Eukaryota, Viridiplantae, Streptophyta, Magnoliopsida, Asterales, Asteraceae.
AUGCCCACCCCGCCUCAUAUUGUACCGGAAUGGUAUUUCCUACCGAUCCAUGCCAUUCUUCGUAGUAUACCUGACAAAGCGGGAGGUGUAGCCGCAAUAGCACCAGUUUUUAUAUGUCUGUUGGCUUUACCUUUUUUUAAAAGUAUGUAUGUACGUAGUUCAAGUUUUCGCCCGAUUCACCAAGGAAUAUUUUGGUUGCUUUUGGCGGAUCGCUUACUACUAGGUUGGAUCGGAUGUCAACCUGUGGAGGCACCAUUUGUGACUAUUGGACAAAUUUCCCCUUUUGUUUUCUUCUUAUUCUUUGCCAUAACGCCCAUUCUGGGACGAGUUGGAAGAGGAAUUCCUAAUUCUUACACGGAUGAGACUGCCUGA